Phoenix dactylifera (date palm) is the source of this 2101-nucleotide messenger RNA. Its product is annotated as serine/threonine-protein kinase 54-like. Gene Ontology annotation, biological process: protein phosphorylation. Gene Ontology annotation, molecular function: protein serine/threonine kinase activity; ATP binding. Gene Ontology annotation, cellular component: plasma membrane. Lineage: Eukaryota; Viridiplantae; Streptophyta; Magnoliopsida; Arecales; Arecaceae. The record is from RefSeq and is a predicted model, not a curated record.
UAUUUUUGGUAUUACAGGGGAUCGGAAGACCCAUUAAUUCAUUAGCUUGUACAUGCUCUCCUCGACAAUCUUUGCAUUCCAAGAUAAACAAUCACCUUCCCAAAUCUAUCACCCAAAAAAAAACAAAAAUCACCUCCUCAAAUCAAAGGAACAAGGAAAUAUGAAAGGAAAAUAAGGUGAGAAUCUUCCCCCCAAAAAAAAUCAAAAAGAUGGGAGCUUGCUUGAGUCUCGUGACCAUGCAUUCAGAAAGUGCUCCAUAAAUAGAUAGAUUCUAGAGAGAGAAUACAUACAUAAAAGGAGUGACUGUAGAGAGAGAGAAAGAUCCAUGUGCUCACAUGGAUCAUAGAAGGGAGAGGAACGGGGGAAGGGAUGAGAGAGGGAAGAAGGGAAAGGAAAAAAGAAGCGAGAAGGGAAGAGGAGUAUUAGUAGCAUUCACUGUAGAAGGUAUAAAUAGGCGAAGAAGUGAGGAGACAAGAAGAGCAGAAAGCCACCAAAGACUCCACCUUUUUGGCUUCCUUCUCUUGCUCUUUUGAAGCCAGAGAGAGACCAAAGACUCCACCUUUUCCCCCUUCUUCUUCUUGUCCUCUUGAGCCGAGUGACAGAGAGAGCGAGAGCGAGAGAGAGAGAGAGAGAGAGAGAGAUGAAGGGAGGAGGGGGAGAUGGGUUCGUUCGGGCGGACCAGAUCGAUCUGAAGAGCCUGGACGAGCAUCUCGAGAGGCAUCUAAGCCGGGCACGGACGAUAGAGAAGAAGGAGGAGAGGGAGAGGGAGAGGGAGGAAUGGGAGAUCGACACCUCGAAGCUAGUUAUAAAGGGGGCUAUCGCCCGGGGAACCUUCGGCACCGUCCACCGUGGGGUCUAUGACGGCCAGGACGUCGCAGUGAAGUUGCUUGACUGGGGUGAGGAGGGGCACAGGACAGAAGCUGAAAUUGCUGCGCUUAGGACAGCCUUUACUCAGGAAGUUUCUGUUUGGCAUAAGCUUGAUCAUCCCAAUGUAACUAAGUUUAUAGGGGCUAAAAUGGGUGCAAGAGAUCUGAGUAUACAAACAGAAAAUGGUCAACUUGGUAUGCCAAGUAACGUAUGCUGUGUCAUUGUUGAAUAUCUUCCUGGUGGUGCAUUGAAGUCAUAUCUGAUAAAAAAUCGGAGAAAAAAGCUAGCCUUUAAAGUUGUUAUCCAACUGGCUCUUGAUCUUGCACGAGGGUUGAGUUAUCUUCAUUCAAAGAAGAUUGUUCACAGAGAUGUGAAGACAGAGAAUAUGCUUCUUGAUAGGACAAGAACCGUAAAAAUUGCUGAUUUUGGUGUUGCUCGUGUCGAAGCUCAAAACCCCAAUGACAUGACGGGUGAGACAGGAACCCUUGGUUACAUGGCACCAGAGGUGCUCAAUGGCAGUCCCUACAACAGGAAAUGUGAUGUAUAUAGUUUUGGUAUCUGCUUAUGGGAAAUAUACUGUUGUGAUAUGCCCUAUCCUGAUCUCAGCUUCUCAGAGAUUACAUCAGCAGUUGUGCGGCAGAACUUGAGGCCCGAGAUACCACGGUGCUGUCCGAGCUCUCUCGCUAAUGUGAUGAGGAGAUGCUGGGAUGCAAACCCUGACAAGAGACCCGAGAUGGAUGAGGUGGUGGCAAUGUUGGAGGCAAUUGACACAUCAAAGGGUGGAGGUAUGAUUCCUCUUGAUGAGCCUCAAGGAUGUCUGGGGUGCUUCCGCAGGUACCGUGGCCCUUGAUGAGGCGUAUUACCUCGGCCUAACGCUGCCAUGAUGGUUGCUGAAAAGAACAUAAAGCCCCAAAAGAAUGGAUAAAAUGUUUCGAGGAAUGUGAAAACAGGCAAGAGUGCUGAGAUAUAAUAGUCAUCUCCACAUUCGCCUUUAUUUUAUAGGAUAAUGUAAAUAUUCUAAUUUUCAUCUGUUAUAGGUAACUAGUCGGUUGUUGGAUUGACUGGUCUCCACAUGUUUUGUAAAUGACCCUAUACCUCAGUUUGGUAUAUCUCAUAAUUAUCUCUGUACGUGAAUGUUAAUGGUAGAACCAUUAAUCGGUGAUGGAGCAGAUGUUAUGAGGCAAGAACUUGCAUGUUUCUUAGUAUUCUGAAUAAAAUUGACUGGUGGGUACCA